AUGCGUCCUUACUCAAACAUCUACGAACACCCCGACUUCUCCGUCUCCCAAGGGAGCGUCGCCACCCUGCGCGCAGUGGGGACCGCCCUAGCCGUCGUCGCCGCGUCAGGCGCGGCCGUGUACGAGAUCGUGACGCACAACGGGACUACAUUCGUUAGCAAUUUCCUCGCUUGA
This is a messenger RNA of Coniophora puteana RWD-64-598 SS2, 174 nucleotides long. RefSeq lists its product as uncharacterized. The coding region runs from base 1 to 174 and encodes 57 amino acids. Lineage: Eukaryota; Fungi; Basidiomycota; Agaricomycetes; Boletales; Coniophoraceae. The transcript is spliced from 2 exons. The record is from RefSeq and is a predicted model, not a curated record.